AUGCCCGUGUGCUUCCUGCUCUUCCUGCUCACCCUCGUCGUGUCAGUUGGCAGUGGCGCUAUUUCUGCUCCAGUUGCUGAAAAGCUGGUCGUGGUGUCAACGCCAAGCAAGAUGCGACUCUUCAAACUGGAAACGGACGCAAUACAGACUUCACUUCGUGUGAUUGACGCCACUAAUGAAGAAAGGGGCGGAACGGGGAUCACGGUGGCGAUGGAGAGUGGUGUUACCAGCUUAAAUUCCACGUCGCUCACGGAAUGGCUCAGAGACGUGGUCAUAAAAGUGAGAGAGAUGCUGUCGUCAGGGUUAGAAAAAUUUGACGAUUUCCUGUCAGCGCAGUGGACGGCCUCGAAGAAAUCGUACCGAAAGACUCAAAAUGCUGCAAAAGAGAAACUGGCAGCGAAGCAAGCUGUGGAGAUAGAAAACAAUUACAGGGCAUGGAAAGAGCUAGAGGCCAAAAAAGCGAAGUCUAAAGGAAAAGACAAAUGA
This is a messenger RNA of Peronospora matthiolae, 486 nucleotides long. Lineage: Eukaryota; Oomycota; Peronosporomycetes; Peronosporales; Peronosporaceae. The record is from the annotation of a GenBank genome assembly.